This is a messenger RNA of Hibiscus syriacus, 722 nucleotides long. RefSeq names its product synaptonemal complex protein 1-like. The coding region runs from base 75 to 722 and encodes 215 amino acids. Lineage: Eukaryota; Viridiplantae; Streptophyta; Magnoliopsida; Malvales; Malvaceae. The transcript has 9 exons. The record is from RefSeq and is a predicted model, not a curated record.
UUAAUUUGGUAAUACUAAUAGUUUAAUAAUUGGUCUAGAAAACAACAUCUCUUAGGAAUGAGCAUGAAGUUCAGAUGAAAGCAUUAAGAUGUCAAUUUGAAGAUGAGUGCAAAAAGCUUCAGGAGGAGUUAAGUCUCCAGAAGACCAAAGAAGACAGACAGAGAGCUCUAUUACAACUGCAGUGGAAGGUCAUGAGUGACAAGCCACAAGAGGAACAAGAAGUGAAUUCGAGAAGGGAUUAUUCCAUUCCUUCAGUUAAGAAGAAUGGUUCUGGUUUUGAGAAAAGAACUCAACAUGCUCUUGUAAGGCCAGAGGAAGAAGAAAAGCAAUCACCAUUCGCAGGUGUAACACAAACACCAGUGUCAAAAUUGUUGAAGAAAGUAGAAAAUACCAACACAGGAAGUGUAAUGAGCAUUCCUAAGCAUCAUAAGAAGGUAACCCACCAUGAAUAUGAAGUUGAAACUUCCAAUGGAAGAACAAUCACAAAACGAAGAAAAAGAAGUACAGUCUUAUUUGAGGAUCCAAGGAAAAAGAAGGUUCGGACACCAAAAACUAAUAAUGCUGGAAGUUUUGUUCAGGAUGGAUAUCAAUUAGCAAAGCAAGUCAGAGACUCAGAAUACACUGGGGUAUCUGGUCAGCACCAUGUCACAAUGGAAGGAGAGUUAGGGCUGGAAGGAUUUGAUUUGGGGAAAUAUCGAAGAAGGAAAUUGGGGAGGCAGUAG